Molecule: messenger RNA, 681 nt
Organism: Leptosia nina
Lineage: Eukaryota; Metazoa; Arthropoda; Insecta; Lepidoptera; Pieridae
Source: the annotation of a GenBank genome assembly
AUGAAAAGGUUCGCGUUCGCAGAAAGCAAGGAGCCCCCUUUUUGUGGGAAAUUGUUCUAUGAAAUGUUCAAAAAUGCUGAGUUUCUACAGGAAGAGAAGAAUGUCGUUACUAUUUUGUCCAAAGGGUAUCAACUCAGACAGGCAUUGAAAGGAGUAAGGCCUGGUGAAACCGUUUGUAUGCAAGGCAUGUGGAUAAACAAGAGAAAUCGCCAACUACUUCUCGUAAAGAAAGGUGGCCCUAAUGUGGCGAUAAAGAACAACGAAUUUACUGCGAACCGCCUGACAGGCAUGACAGCUGCGUUCGUCUAUGAGAAUCGCCUGAAAUAUCCAAAUUUGGUCGCAGCGGAAGCGGAACUCCUUGGCAUACGGUGGGACAGCCAGGAUCCUAUUUUCUCCAACCUAUAUCUGGCAACUGUAAGCGGCACGGAACACUUCUACGAACAAUUCUGCUUUUGGCCCUUGGUAGCCGCAUUGAAGAAAUUCCAGAUGAAGAAGAUUACCCUUGAACCCAUCGUGAAGGUGGCAAGAAUCAAGAAUUCCGCUGGCGUUCGAUACGGUGAGGAGAUGUUGCGAAAUAUCACCGUUGCCGAGGUUUUGUGGUCCCACUUCAGUGUAGGUAAAUAUAAUUUUAAGAAGAUGCUGCGUUCGUUGCCCUCAGAGUUGAAAGUUAUGUUUGGUUGA